Carya illinoinensis is the source of this 1507-nucleotide messenger RNA. Its product is annotated as U-box domain-containing protein 2-like. The coding region runs from base 232 to 1176 and encodes 314 amino acids. Lineage: Eukaryota; Viridiplantae; Streptophyta; Magnoliopsida; Fagales; Juglandaceae. Gene Ontology annotation, cellular component: cytoplasm; nucleus. The transcript has 2 exons. Gene Ontology annotation, molecular function: protein binding. The record is from RefSeq and is a predicted model, not a curated record.
CUCGAGGGUUAGGUUGAGCUAAUUAGGUAUAGAUGCUUUGAUAUUAAAUGAAUGAAAAACCAGCUGCCAACUUCUCUCUCGCAUAUUCUGCUCUCCUUCGUAUCCACACUUGCAAACUGUACAUAUUACUAUUUAGAUAGAGCGAUCGAGAGACAGCGAGGGAAGAGUUAAACAGAUAGCAUAGGAAUUUUUCAGAUAGUUAAGGUUUUUUCUUGUGAAGAAAACAAAUACAUGGAGGUGAAGCACCAAACGGUACGGUACCUGACUACCAAGCUGAGUUCGGUGUCGGAGCAGACCCAAGUAGAGGCACUGAGCGAGCUCCGGCUCAUGACCAAACUCGACGCCAACGCCCGCCCCAUCAUCGCUGAAGCCGGAGCCAUACCUUACCUAGUCGACACCCUCUACUCCUCGUCCCACGUGGCCCAGGAUGACGCCGCCGCCACCCUCCUCAACCUCUCCAUCUCCUCCCGCGCCGCCCUCAUGUCGACACGCGGCCUCCUCGACGCCCUCUCCCACGUGCUCCGACACCACGCCUCCUCCUCGUCCCCCACAGCGGUCCAGUCCUCUGCCGCAACUCUCCACAGCCUCCUAAUCGAGGACGAGUACCGCCCCAUCAUCGGAUCCAAACGCGAUAUUAUCUACUCCUUGAUCGACGUGAUAAAACAGUCCCGCUCCGCCGUUAGAUCCGUCAAGGACGCCCUCAAAGCCCUGUUUGGUAUCUCGCUAUACCCUUUGAACCGCAAGACGGUUGUUGAUCUGGGUGGCGUCGGACCGUUGUUUUCUCUGAUACUGAAAGGCUCGGCUACUGGGAUAAUAGAGGACGCGACGGCUGUGAUAGCGCAGGUCGCGGGGUGCGAGGAGAGUGAGGAGGCGUUUAGGAAGGCUUCAGGUGUCGGGGUUUUGUUGGAUUUGUUGGACGUGGCGACGGGGUCGAGCAUGAGGGUGAAGGAGAACGCGGUGGCAGCGCUAUUGAAUUUAGUGAGGUGCGGAAAGGAGACGUUAGGGAGGGAGGUAAGGGAGAUGGGGCUACUGGUGGUGGAGGGGAUUGCCGAAGUCGCGGAGAAUGGGAACCCGAAGGGAAAGAGCAAGGCAGUGGCGCUGCUGAGGGUGCUCUACGGUGGGAGCAAUGGGUGUGUGGUGAGGGACGAGCGGUUUGAUUAUUUGCUGAAUCAUUAACAACAGUUCAGUUCAUGAAAUCUGUUGGGUAUAGAUCAAGGUCGAAACCCUCGUCAACCGGCCUUAAACCUUCGAUGUUAUCCAAUCGAUCGAUCGUCCUUCUGUCGGCUGGCUCGUGAUCCUCCCAAAUCUAUCCUUAUCUUGUAAUCCUUGGCCUUUCCUCCAACCCUUAUAUUCAUUAUAUCCACCAGUACUGGGAUUUAUGAUCUGUUCGUCGAAAAAAAUGUGAUGCACGGUUUCUUAAAAUUGAGGCUACGGCGGCGGCUUUUAUUGUUAAAUUCCUUUAAAUAUAUAUAUAUAUAUAUAUUAAGAAAGAGGAUGUACGUGAUCA